This is a messenger RNA of Vanessa atalanta (red admiral), 2273 nucleotides long. RefSeq names its product SET and MYND domain-containing protein 4 (gene Smyd4-3). Gene Ontology annotation, molecular function: protein binding. The record is from RefSeq and is a predicted model, not a curated record. The transcript has 7 exons. The coding region runs from base 131 to 2185 and encodes 684 amino acids. Lineage: Eukaryota; Metazoa; Arthropoda; Insecta; Lepidoptera; Nymphalidae.
GACACGUUGAGCCGGCUUUCUUAAAACAGUGAUUAACCUUAAAAUUAAAUGUAUUCCUGACAAAAAUCGCUGUAACAGGUUUUAAAUAAUAUUUAAAGAAAAACAAAAUUCCAAGCCUUAAUACUGAACCAUGACGCAAGAUAUUCAGGGAUUCUUCAAGAAGUUUCAUGAUAACAUAAACAACGCAAUAGACGACGUGACAAGAAAUAAUUUUGCUAAUUUAGAAUCGAAUUCAAAACGGGUUUCUUACUUGAGCUCUCUACCAUUUAUUAGAAAUUACGACCUUUCAACUGACGUACGUGAAGUUCAAGUCGGAGGUGAUUUUCCAGUUAAAAAGGAAUUAGAAAAAUCUCGAACGCUCAAAGAUGAAGGAAAUAAAGCUGUUCAAAAGGGCGAUUGGAUCAAAUCGUUACAAUUGUACAAUCAAAGUUUAUUGUUUAUGCCACAAAAAGAAAGUGAAGAGCUGGCAAUUGUAUAUGCGAAUCGAUCAGCAGCUUUAAAUCAUUUGGAACAGUUUGAAGAAGCUCUCUCAGAUAUACAACGUUGUCUCUCUUUGGGUUAUCCACGCCACUUACGGUAUAAAGUUUAUGAGAGAAGAGCCCGAUGCCUACUCGUUUUAAAAAGGAACCAAGAAGCAAUUAAGGCUUUCCAGGACACAAUCAGUGCUUUGGAUGAAGCCAACAAUUUAAAUAAAGAAAAAAGACAAAAAUUGAGAACAGAUACAAAACUCAUGUUAGAAGUUUUGAAUAAAGGUCUAGUACUGGCUGGGAAUCCAAAAGAUCCGGAACCAUUAAAGAAAACUCCUCCGAAACCCAAGCUGCCUGGAAAACAAAACUCACAAUACCCAGCUGCUUCUGAUGCUAUACAAAUUGAUUAUGAUAAUGAUAAGGGCAGAUUUGCUACAGCGAGUAAAGACAUACAGGCUGGCGAAAUUUUACUGGUUGAAAAACCUCAUAGCGGCGUUUUAUUGGGUGAAUAUUGCAAAUCGCACUGUCAAAACUGUUUUAUAAAAUGUCCGAUUCCCAUACCUUGUCCGACAUGUCCGAAUGUAAUAUUUUGUAGCGAAAAAUGUUUAAAAGUCGCCAUCCAAUCUUAUCACGGAUACGAGUGCCAUAUUUUGCCACUCCUGUGGAAAUCAGGUUGCUCUGUAACUUGUCAUAUUGCUUUAAGAAUGAUCACUCAAAAAUCGAAAGAGUAUUUUACGCAAAUAUACAACGAUUUAGAAAGUAAGCCAUCAGGGAUAUAUAAAACUGACGAUUACAAAAAUAUAUAUCACUUAGUUGCACACGAAGACAAAAGGACAAAGCAAGAUUUACUGCACAGGAGUCAAAUGACGAUAUUUCUGCUUAAACUUUUAGAAUUAAGCGGCUAUUUCGAAGUUAAACACAGAGAAAAAGAAAUAAAUCUUGAUGAUAUUAAGACAUUGGAAAUCGGAGAAACAUACAGCGACGAUAUCGCUUUAUUUGGUAGCCUUAUUUUAAAGAAUCUUCAAAUACUUCAGUUCAAUGCGCACGAGGUAUUUGAGUUGCAUUGCCCUAAACCGAAAGUGGGUCAAUAUAUCAUAAAACACGAUGGAAAAUCUACAUUUUUAGCAGGUGCAGUAUUUCCAACUCUCGCACUGUUUAACCACUCUUGUGACCCAGGAGUCGUAAGAUAUUUUUGCGGUCCCUACGUCGUUGUACGUGCUGUGAAAAAUAUAAAGGCAGGCCAAGAAGUCGCUGAAAAUUAUGGACCGAUAUUCACGACGGUUCCAAAACAGAAACGUCAAGCUGAACUCAAAGAUCAGUAUUGGUUCGAUUGUAGCUGUGUACCUUGUGAACAAAAUUGGCCCAUGUACUCAGAGAUGACGGAAAAUUACAUGAGAUUCAAAUGCGACUCUGAUCGCCCUUGUCCCAAUGUUAUACCAGUGCCUUAUGACUGCAAAGAAUUUAUGGUGCAAUGUGGUCUAUGUCAACAAUAUACCAACAUUCUAAGAGGAUUAAAAUCGUUACAAGACACAGAGAUUAUGUACAAACUUGGCCGUGCAGCAAUGGCAGAAGGGAAAUAUGGUGAAGCCAUGAAGAAAUUCAUUGAGAUGUUAAAGCUCUACGAUGCUACCUUAUCUCCACCAUAUCAGUCUUAUUAUGACUGUGUUCAAGACCUCAGACGCUGUAUGCUAGCUUUAGGCAAUUAUAGUAUUGUUUAAAAUUUGUUCUUGUUGAUGUGUGCAUAACAAUAAAACUACUUUAUAUGUUACUAAUAAAACUUAGAUGAUAAUGUGUUUAAAGUUUAAA